Molecule: messenger RNA, 309 nt
Organism: Fusarium keratoplasticum
Lineage: Eukaryota; Fungi; Ascomycota; Sordariomycetes; Hypocreales; Nectriaceae
Product: LYR motif-containing protein 2
Exons: 3
Coding region: 1-309 (102 amino acids)
Cellular component (GO): mitochondrion
Source: RefSeq, a predicted model, not a curated record
AUGGUCUUCAGCACUCGCCUGCUGAAUCUCAGCCGUGGCUAUGCCACCCGGCCUGGCGGUUCUCGUCUUAAGCCUACUCUGAGUCUUGACCAGUUUAUCCAGAGAGCACGAGUCUUGUCCCUCUACCGCACAAUUCUGCGAGGGACAAAGCGAAUUGCAGACCCUGCUACGAGAGCCGAGUCCCGCAAGUACGCUCGUGACGAGUUUGACAGACACCGCGGUGUAUCAGACGCAUCACAAAUCAGAUAUCUGCUGUCGAGAGGAAAGACGGAAUGGGAAGGUAUGGAGAGGUAUAUCGAUGGUAUGUAG